CUUCUGGAUUGGGGAGUAGCGAGGUCUCCGGGAAUAAGGUACAAAUAAGCAUAAGAUGGCUACGAAUGUAAGUCUGGACCCCAAUAACCCUGAUGACAAGUGCAGUCGCUAUGAAGUUUUGUCCUGGAUCAACGAAACAUUACAGACUAAUUUUACUCAAGUGGAGCAAUGUCGUUCAGGUGCGUGUUUUUGCCAGCUUAUGGACUUGCUCUUCCCAGGAUCCAUCGACAUGAGCAAAGUAAAGUUUGAGUCCCAAAAGAGGUCUGAUUUUAUUCAGAACUACAGUCUUCUGCAGACAGCUUUCCGGAAAUCAGGUGUAAAAGAGCCGGUCCCUGUGAAGCAGCUUCUCACAGGAAAGUUUAGAGCCAAUUUCACCUUUCUGAAAUGGUUCAAGAAAUUUUUCUUUGUCAAUGAGAGGCGAGGGAAAGAGUACAACCCAGUUGAAGCUCGUAAUGGUCAGGAUAUUGUACAAGUAGAUGACCCUGUUAAGUCUCCAAAAUCCUGGAAAAUUCCACGUGAAUCUGGCAGAGUAAGAGACGAGUCUGACAAAGACAUGGAAUUGAAUGGAAGGAGGCGACCUGUGACCUAUGAUCCUAAAUGGCAAAGAACCUUCAAAUGGAUCAGAGCCAGCCAUAUGGGAAACAACUGUGCUUACUGCACAUUGUGUGACAUCAAUAUCGUUCUACACGCAGGUUUUUUCGAUCUUAAGCAACACCAGCAGGCUGAGAAGCAUAUGACGCAUGAGAUGGGAGGAUUAAAUUCAUCUAGUAGAAAGCUGAUAGAAAACUCUAUUUCCUAUAGUGAAACCAUGCUGCUUUUCAUUCAAAACCAUUGCCUUUCCAGUUUACCCUCAAGGAUAAACAAGGUCUCCCAGCGUACUGCAAGCUACAUCCUCGGCCUAAAUUAUCCAAAUGAUAUUGUUUCUGCUUGUAAGAUCAAUCCGUACUGUAUCUACAUAUACGGGCAGGUGCCACUUGAUGCAGAGAACAUAAAAAGGAGCUCCUGCCAUGCAGUGCUAGUCGGCUUUUUUGAGGAAAAGCGAUCAAGAUAUUGUAUCCGUCUCCUUGAUGUCUUUCAGGCUGAAGAUGGUAGCUCUGUAUCUGGAUGUUUACUCGAUGUCCUCCAAAAGUUUGAGCUUCCUGCUGGCAACAUGGUAGCUCUUUAUGUUAAUGACCAGGAACAGACCUCAGGAAGUGUUGUGUCGCAGAUUCAGGAGCUCAACCCACAGGUGAUUGAUCUUGGUGGACUUUACAGCGUACCUGACUCUGCCUGCAAUGCUGGCCUACAGGCUCACUCCAGUCAGGUUCAGGAGCUUAUUGCCAACAUCUAUGAACACUUCUCAACUUGUUCCACCAGCAACGACAACCUCAAGAUGCUGUUUGCGGGCAUUGAUGAACUAAAAGACCCCAGCACUCCCCUCUCACACAGUUGUGAGGAGUUUUGUGUGCUUGUUCAAAGGAUGCUUGGAAUGUGGAGUGAUUUGGUAUCAUACUUCAUUUCCUGCGAUGAAAAUAAUGAUAAAGCUAAGCAAAUUUGUUCGCAGCUGGAGAAUCCUAAAAUUAGAAUCACCUUGAUGUUUCUGGAUCAUGCUCUUGGACCACUCCGUGCCUUCGAGCAGCACCUGCAACAAAGCAAAGGCUCCGUUCGUGCUGAUCUUGUCCAGGUCCUUCGAGAAGCAAGUGGGCUCCUACGUUCGUAUGCCUCCAGCUUUCUUCGCCCUCAAGCGGUUAUACGCUACCUGAAGGAACGAGACCCAGCCAUCCUGGAGAACUCAACAUUCUGCCUUCCUGCUACUGAGCUCAGUCUAGGUGGUGUGGUAGAAGACUUCAUCUCCGCCAGAGAAGAAGAACUAGCAGAUUACCUGAACGUGUUUCAUGAGGAGUGUUUAGCUUUCUACAAAACUCUUACGACCUCCAUUGCUGACAGUCUACCUCUGAGCGAUAGUGUCCUGAGGGGCAUUUCACAACUCCUCAGCCCGGCAGGAAGAUUAAAGGUCACAGGAAAGAAUAUAGUUGACCUUGCAGUACAAUUUGGCAUCUGCUCCAAACCUGAGGAUUCUGCUAAGCUCACAGAUGAGUUCUUGGAGUACCAGCUUGUAGAGGAUGAAGAAGACACAUCAUCAACCCUUACUCUGGAACGAUACUGGUGUAAUGUGCUCAAGUCUUUUCCACCAGAAUCUAUCUUCAAGAGACUUGUCCUCUGUUUUUUGGUUUUGCCCUGUCCAUCUCUUGUAGCAGAAAAGAUCUUUGCACAGUCUGUUGAAAAUGGGGAUGCUGCUCAUUGGGAUGAUAGUUCCGGUGAAAGUGACACAGAUUUGGCGAAAGAUCUGGAUUCCAAUGAUGACUCUUCUUUAGAGCACACUGAAGGCAAGAUUUCACCUACCAGAAAUGGGAGACGGAAAAAAAACAGAAGCAGCACAUCAGAGAUGGUUCAACACUCAAACACAGUGAAGCCAUGUGUGGUGCAACUGGAGAAGAUCACCAGUCAGAGAGAAAUGGACUUAAGGAAAGAUGGAGCUGAUGAUGAUAUCUGCACAAGUAGCACGUUACAUGAGGUUAAGAACAAUGCUUGUUCAUCUGCAUCAAGUUCGACCCUGAGCCCCAGACCUGGAAAGAGAGAACAACCGUACCAUGAUGGAAAAGGUUAUGCCGUUGGAGAGCUUGUGUGGGGAAAAGUAAAGGGCUUCUCUUGGUGGCCUGGACUGGUGGUGGCAUGGAAGGGCAGGAUGCUUCCUGUGUCUAUGAGGCGCGUGGAGUGGUUUGGAGAUGGCAUGUUUUCAGAGAUUCAUACAGAGGGACUGCUGCCCUUCGCUGCUUUUGCAAAGUGCUUUUUUAGUAAAUCCUAUGAAGGUCUGCCUACCUACAAGAAUGCCAUCUACCAAAUCCUAGAGUUGGCAGCGGAGCGCUGUGGGAAGACUUUCUCCCCCUCUGAGAAGAAAGGGGAAGAGGUGAAGGCUAUGCUGGAUUGGGCAUUUGGAGGCUUCCAGCCCAUGGGUCCUGAUGGCUUUUUGCCUCUUGUGGACAGCUCUACCAGUAAUAAAACUGAGUCUGAUUCAUCGGUGUCUGAUUAUCAGCCUCCAGCCAAGAGGAAGUAUGUCAACAAGAACAGACAGUCAACUCAGGAUUACACCAGAGAUCAAAUGGUCAAUGAGGUAACCGUUAAAGGCAGAAACAUUGAAGAUUUCUGCCUGUCCUGUGGAACUGGCAACAUUGAAAUGUUCCAUCCUCUUUUUAAGGGAAGCCUUUGUUUUAAGUGCAAGGAGAACUUUACAGAGACGCUGUACAGGUAUGAUGACGAUGGCUAUCAGUCGUACUGCACCAUCUGCUGUGCUGGACAAGAGGUCAUUCUUUGUGGAAACGCCAGCUGCUGCAGGUGUUUCUGUAAAGACUGUUUGAAUGUGUUGGUUGGACCAGGGACAUUCGAUAAGCUGAAGGAUGUUGACCCAUGGAGCUGUUACAUUUGCCUGCCCUCUAAGUGCUACGGCGUGCUCAAGCUCAGGUCUGACUGGAGAGUUCGUGUCCAGGAGUAUUUCGCCAAUAACAGUGCCUUUGAAUUUGAGCCACACAGAGUGUAUCCUUCAAUUCCAGCUCAUCAGCGUCGUCCAAUCAGAGUCCUCUCCCUGUUUGAUGGGAUUGCAACAGGCUAUCUGGUUUUAAAAGACCUGGGUUUUAAGGUGGAGCGCUACAUUGCCUCUGAGAUCUGUGAAGACUCCAUUGCUGUUGGGAUGAUUAAACAUGAGGGCCUGAUUGAAUAUGUAAAAGAUGUGCGCACCAUCACAAGGAAACAUCUGGCUGAGUGGGGGCCCUUUGACCUCUUGAUUGGUGGAAGUCCCUGUAAUGACCUGUCCAUGGUGAAUCCAGCCAGAAAAGGUCUUUUUGAAGGCACAGGUCGACUGUUCUUUGAAUAUUACCGCAUGUUAACCAUGAUGAGGCCAAGAGAGGAUGAUGAUCGCCCCUUUUUCUGGCUCUUUGAGAAUGUAGUAGCCAUGAGUGCCCACGACAAGGCUGAUAUCUGUCGUUUCCUGGAGUGUAAUCCUGUGAUGAUUGAUGCUGUGAAAGUAAGCCCAGCCCACAGGGCCCGUUACUUCUGGGGAAAUUUACCUGGAAUGAACCGACCACUUGCUACGUCACUCACUGAUAAAGCAGAUCUGCAGGACUGCCUGGAGGUCGGACGAACUGCAAUGUUCAACAAAGUUCGCACUAUCACCACCAAGUCCAAUUCCAUCAAACAAGGGAAGAUGGGACCUCUGCCAGUCACCAUGAAUGGAAAAGAGGACUAUCUUUGGUGCACUGAAAUGGAGAGAAUAUUUGGGUUCCCAAAGCAUUACACAGAUGUGAAUAAUAUGGGGCGGGGACAGAGGCAAAAGUUGCUUGGGCGGUCCUGGAGCGUUCCCGUGAUCCGACACCUCUUUGCCCCGCUAAAGGAUUACUUUGCUUGCGAGUAAAACCACCGUCUGGUCCAGGCAGCACUGGCACUGGAGGUCCAAAUCGAGUCUCUCAGAUAUAUGAAAUUGAUGAUUUUUUUCCCCCUGCAGAUUCUGACUUCACAGAAUAUUUUCCAAUUUUAAUGUUGCAUUUGUUCUAAACGUUCAGAAAGCAUGUUAUCCUGAUGAUUUAUCCUUGGAAUGCACAGACACUUUUGGAUUGGAUUUUGAACAUCUUAAGUACUGUCGUUUUUAACUUGUAUACUUUUAAGUCAUUUUAAUGCUGGAGAGAGCCACACGAUACUCCAUCCACUACCUCAGUGCCAUUCUGUGAUUGGUUCAUUGUCUGGAGGAAUGCCGCUUUAACUUAUUCAUUAAAUUAUAAAUAGGCAUAAUGUUAGUUUGGUUUAGUUUCAGUUUUAACCUUUUGUCAGCUUUUUAUAUCACAUUUUUACAUUAAAUAUUUUCCUUGUUUAGGAAUAAAUAUGUCCUGUUGUUAAAUAUUGCAUAGUUUCAUAAUUUUUAAAAUGAUGAUUGGUAAUGUUGUCAUUCCAUGGUGCUGUUUUGUAAUACAGAAUGUUUGGUCAUCAUAAUAACUGUACUAAGUCAACACUUUCACAAUGUUUUCCUAUUUAGCAGCAUCUAUUUAAUUGAAAAGAGUGUUAAUAUACAGUACACCGGAGAUGACUUGGGUUUCAAUUAAACAGCGUUUUGUUUGUAGGAAUACAUGCAAUCUUGUAGUGCUCCAUGUAUUUAGAAGCACAAAUGUUGUCUGUGCCAUUAUAUUUUAAUAAUUGACAGAUGUGAGUUGACAGUAGCCUUCUUAAGCUUUUCCUUUAAAAAAAAAAAAAAAAAAAAAGGUAAUCUUGAUUAUUUUUUAUCAAUUUGCAGAGCAACGUUGCUUACUUUUUUGCCUUGAGCUAGCAUUUUAGACCAUACUGUCAUCAUUUUACAACAGACAGGUCAUCAACCCUUUUUCCAUUUUGCCCCAUUUUGCCCCAUUUGUUACCUGUAUGCACUUCUGAUUUGAACCUGUUGGCUGAAACUGGCCACUGCAGCACUGAUUUGUGCUGUUUUUGGUGAGGAUUUAGCAUACCACAAUAUCUAAGUCACUGUGUUAACUUUGAAGCCUUUUUGUACAACAUGGUGCAGUGUGAUCAAGGGCUUAAACUGAUUAAGUGCCUACACAUUGAUAUGCUAAAUUAUGUAAAAAAAAAAAAUGUUGAGCUGAUUGUAACUGGCAUGACCUUAGAUGACUUUAAAGGGAAGAAUUUUGGCUACUUUGCAUUUGUCUAGUGCAAGUGACCAAAUUGUAUCUUACUUUUGAAAUGUCUCCGAAUACAUUUCGUUAUCAGUUGUGGUCCACUGUCGGUGUGAAAUUAGGUGCUUAAUAAUGUGUGUAUAAAUAGUGUUUUCUUUGUAGUUGUUUAGCAUGUGUGUUUUCAGCAUUAUGCAGAUCAUGGUGAUGUGUGGUUCUGACUUUGUCACAGGUCAAAUCUAGGGUGACCAUACAUCCUCUUUUUCCUGGACAUAUUCUCGCUGGGUUUCUAAAUUGUCCAGGCUUUGGCUUUGUUUUCCUAUUGACAUGCUGUCUAGUCCUCAUGCAUUUUAUGUACACGUAUUUGCAUUGUUUUGACCAUACUCCGUAGAUCCCUGCUUCUUGUAUGCCACGACUAAUCGAUUAUGUACAAUGCCUGCGUGCUAUUGGUCUGAUUUCUUUUCAGUCAUUACCUUCAGCAAGUA
This is a messenger RNA of Sinocyclocheilus rhinocerous, 6166 nucleotides long. RefSeq lists its product as uncharacterized. Lineage: Eukaryota; Metazoa; Chordata; Actinopteri; Cypriniformes; Cyprinidae. Gene Ontology annotation, cellular component: nucleus. The transcript is spliced from 26 exons. Gene Ontology annotation, biological process: negative regulation of transcription by RNA polymerase II. Gene Ontology annotation, molecular function: DNA (cytosine-5-)-methyltransferase activity, acting on CpG substrates; protein binding; DNA binding. The coding region runs from base 56 to 4444 and encodes 1462 amino acids. The record is from RefSeq and is a predicted model, not a curated record.